Rhodamnia argentea is the source of this 904-nucleotide messenger RNA. RefSeq lists its product as uncharacterized. The record is from RefSeq and is a predicted model, not a curated record. Gene Ontology annotation, molecular function: protein binding. The transcript is spliced from 4 exons. Bases 39 to 566 code for a protein of 175 amino acids. Lineage: Eukaryota; Viridiplantae; Streptophyta; Magnoliopsida; Myrtales; Myrtaceae.
CACAAGAGCCAGCAGUAAGGAUCUCAAACCAGACCGCCAUGAAGUCUUCUCUGUUCCGGGUCAACUCAGUGCCUGUCCAUCGGUCCAUGCUCUCGGGCUCACCGAGCCUCCGUCCCUCUCGUCCCAACUCGGAUGCCUCCGUCUUCUCUUCCUCCAAGGUCGCCGCCAGAAUCUCUCUUCGUCACGCUAAUGGGCGGAGAGAAGGCGGCUCGGGUUCCAGAGGUUCGGUCCCGCGAGCUCCGAUCGGCGAUUAUUACCGCGAGAUGUUGGAGUCGAGCCCCACCUGCUCGCUCUUGCUGAGGAAUUACGCCAAGUAUCUGCACGAGGUGGAGAGAGAUGCGGAGAGAGCUGAGGAGUACUACGCGAGAGCGAUACUGGCGAGUCCCGGCGACGGCGAGGUCUUGUCUCUGUACGGGAGGUUGGUUUGGGAGGCGGAGAGAGACCGAGAUAGGGCUGGACUGUACUUCGAUCAGGCGGUGAAUGCUUGUCCUGAUGACUGCACGGUGUUGGGGUCGUACGCGCACUUUCUGUGGGAAGCAGGGGAAGAGGAUGAAGAAACGGUUUGAUGGUUGAGUUCAAGCAUCACAGGCCAUGGUUCCAAUGUAGCAACAGAGGUUGGAAUUUCAUCCUCAUUACAGUGAUGCCUGGGCGCAAAAAUUGAAGAUCACGGAGCAUCAGGAGAGAGAAUGCACAACUUCGAUGCGGCUUUGAUAUUCAAGAUACGAUUCUUUUGGAGGUUUUCCUUCUGUCUAGCCAAUUCGUAUCUGUUCUGGGCCUUCUGGCAAUGUUCUUGUGUUGAUUGGAAUGAAGAUGAUCUUUAGAUGCUGCGAAAUGUCCAUAUGUUGCUGGGUUUGUCCAAGUUAUGCUCAUACAAACCCAUUAAAGUUGUGUUAUAUCAGGUAAG